AUGUCUCAACUAACAAUCUCCAAGAUCAUUGAGGAACCCUUCAGCGCACUCUCCCUCUCCGAAAUGCUCAAGAUCCUCGCCGCGCUUGGUUGGUCGACAAACUAUCUCGCCAUGGUCUACCGCACGCAAGCUGACAAACUCCCCGCCAUCGCCGUCCUCCCCCUAUGCUGCGAUAUCGCCUGGGAGUUUACCUACGCGUGGAUAUAUCCACAGGCCAGCGGCCACUGGCAGGGCGUCGUGCGCGUGUGGUUUUUCCUGCACACGGCCGUCCUGGCCGCGACCCUGCGCUACGCCCCGAAUGACUGGGCGGGCACGCCAUUGGGUGAAAGCCGAGGACGACUGGUGCUGUUGUAUGCGGCGGUGAUUGCCGCGUUUGCGGCCGGCCAGCUAUGCCUGGCUUUGGAAAUGGGCGGCGCGCUGGGCUUUCAUUGGGGUGGCGCGCUGUGCCAGUUUCUCUCGAGCUCGGCCGCCGUUGGGCAGCUGCUUACCCGUGGGCAUACGAGGGGAGCCAGUUUGCUUAUUUGGGGGGCUCGUGCGAUAUCCACCGCCGGCGGGGAUCGUGCUCUCAUUGGAUGCGUCGUAUCCGGUGCUGUACCAAUUGACCAGAAGGCAUGA
Molecule: messenger RNA, 615 nt
Organism: Aspergillus nidulans FGSC A4
Lineage: Eukaryota; Fungi; Ascomycota; Eurotiomycetes; Eurotiales; Aspergillaceae
Product: protein ausL
Exons: 3
Coding region: 1-615 (204 amino acids)
Biological process (GO): terpenoid biosynthetic process
Cellular component (GO): membrane
Molecular function (GO): lyase activity
Source: RefSeq, a predicted model, not a curated record